Messenger RNA from Lethenteron reissneri (Far Eastern brook lamprey), 1110 nucleotides. It is a transcript of the gene STEEP1, whose product is annotated as STING1 ER exit protein 1. The record is from RefSeq and is a predicted model, not a curated record. Gene Ontology annotation, biological process: endoplasmic reticulum to Golgi vesicle-mediated transport; endoplasmic reticulum membrane organization. Lineage: Eukaryota; Metazoa; Chordata; Hyperoartia; Petromyzontiformes; Petromyzontidae.
UGAUUCUUCGGCUUCAAUCGCCAUUUCCUUCCCAGCAGCGGCGGGGGUGGACGCGGCGACUGCGAGCGAUGCCGAAGGUCGUGUCGAGGAGCGUUGUCUGCUCGGACACUCGAGACCGCGAGGAGUACGAGGGCGAGAAGCCACUGCAGGUCUACUACUGUCUCUGCGGACAGAUGGUACUCAUUAUCGAUUGCCAGAUGGAAAAGCUUCCGAUGCGCCGCAGGGACGGAGCAAGAGUCAUAGACUCGUCAAAGCAUGCACACAAAUUCUCCAACAUCGAGCCUGAACAGACCGCAUACAUCCGCAGGGAGGAGGGAAUCGAAAAGCAGUUCCGCAAAAAAUGCAAAAAAUGUGGGCUACUUUUGUGCUACCAGCACGUGGCACGUGAUGCCACGGUAACGUUCAUGGUGCAUGGGGCCGUGGCGAAGGCCGGGCAGGGUGUAACCGACAUCAACAUCUACAGGCAGCAGACCCCUGACAAACCAAAGAAGGUCAUAAUGACGCGUCGCACGAAGGACAUGGGGAAGUUUGGUUCAGUCACCGUUUCUACUAUAGAUGAAGAGGAAGAAGAGAUUGAAGCUAGGGAGAUUGCCGAUUCCUAUGCCAGCAACGCAAAGGUCAUAGAGAAACAACUCGAACGCAAAGGCAUGAAUAAGAGACGUGGAGACAUGAUGGAAUCUGAAGCCAAGAAAGCAAAGUUGAAAGGAACCCUGAUAGACAACCAGUUCAAAUAGCACCCUUGCAAUACAUACUGUUAAUAUUUAACCAUCAUCUUCAGAGAUAGCCAGUUAAAAUAAUACCCUCACAACACAUCCUUUUUUCAACACUCUCAUCACUGAGCACCAGUAUAAAAAACACCCAAGUACCACUCACAACACCUUAGCCCAGCCAUAACCAAAACUGUGGACAUUCAAGGAGAACAUUUGUUCCAUAGUGUAAUUCAUCUUUGCCAUGAUCUCAUCCUUGCAUGAGUAGUGGUCUUACCCUUUCCCUGAAUUUAAUGCUUAUAUGGUUUAAAUAACAUCAACCAAUUGUUAUGAGGAAUGGUGGCAUCUCUAAUAUUGAUUGUACAAUUGUUUUGAAGUAUAAUAAAUGCUUUCAUUGUAAAAU